Messenger RNA from Pseudocercospora fijiensis CIRAD86, 402 nucleotides. RefSeq lists its product as uncharacterized. Bases 1 to 402 code for a protein of 133 amino acids. The transcript has 6 exons. NCBI's taxonomy places the organism in Eukaryota, Fungi, Ascomycota, Dothideomycetes, Mycosphaerellales, Mycosphaerellaceae. The record is from RefSeq and is a predicted model, not a curated record.
AUGUUAUGCCAUAGCAACCAGUUACAGUGGUCGAAAGCUGGCAAGAACGUAAAGUCAGUUGUCAUAUGGGAUUAUAUGAAAUGUGUCGUGGUUGGGACUCUGGCAGGGAUCAUCGGCAGGAGUGGUGUAAAACAUCAGACGCGACAAACCUCUCCUCUUAAGGCAGCGGCCCGUGCCCUCGCAGCUCCAAUGCUGCCUCCUUUCAGAAGCUGGAUGCCUCAGGUUCUGCGAGCUCCAAUGUCUUCUAGCAACAGCCUGGAAAUCCGCGAUGAACGGCAGGAUUCGCGGAUCCGGCUUGAUCUGCGAACAUUCCCGAGCUUCAUCAGCUUCAAGGCAUUUCCAGAAGAAUAUGGACGUCGCGCCAGAAGAUUCAUGCUUGCGUGCUUGAAUAUUGGAAAAUGA